CAAUCCGAAGAAAAGUUGUAGAAUGAGCAUCAACGGCUUGGAAGAUCAGAGGUUGAAAGGGUUACAGGAUCUGGCCGCGAUAGGAGAUGUCGUUAAAUUAUUUUCAGAACUCACGAAGGAUCCAUAUGUUUUGGAGGAUAUUGAAAAGAUACCAUUAGUGACUACUCCCUUACACACAGCUGUAAGCCAAGGAAAGAUCCAUUUCGCCAAGGAAAUAGUAAACUUAAAGCCAUCAUUUGCUUGGAAGCGAGACGAACGAGGGCUUAGCCCCCUCCAUUUGGCUUUGGAAGGGAAGCACCUGCAGGAAGGGCAGAAUCCUCGUGAUCCAGAUUUGGAGUGGGAGUACCAGGAACUUAUAACUUGGAUGAUUAAACAUGACAGUGGGCUUGUCCGUGUUAAAGCAAUGGGAUUGGUUACUCCUUUGCACUAUGCAGCUCAAGUAGACGAUGAAUCCAGCUUGGCUGAGUUUUUGCAUGUUUUUCCAUCAUCAAUCGAAGAUUUGACUGUUAAAUCUGAAACUGCUGUCCAUGUCGCCAUAAAAAACGGGAGUUUCAAAGCCUUUAAAGUCUUGUUAGGAUGGCUUCGACGCUUCGACAAACUGGAGAUCCUGAACAGGGAGGACGAAGAAGGAAACAAUGCAUUGCAUACUGCAGUAUCUGCAAGUAAAGCUGAGAUGGUGACGCUGUUGCUUCGAUAUAUGGGAGUGAAUGAAAGGAACAGUAAAGGCUUGACAGCUUUGGACGUGUUCAACGAUCGCCAAGGUCAAGGUUCGCUAGAUGCAGCAGUUGGGGACAUUCUACUUGCUACUAAAGCUAAAACUGCAUCUCAACUCCAUCGUCCUUCACAAAAAAUUUCACUAGUCGAGAAGUUUUCAGGUGGCUUUUCGUUUUCAGAAAAACUUCGGCUAAUCUUUGGUAUGGGUUACCGACGCGUUGAUGAAAUUUCUCUUGUUGAAGUCCGAAACGCACUGCUUGUGGUAGGUGCAUUGGUAGCCGCAGCCACCUAUCAAGUUCCACUAAGCCCCCCCGGAGGAUUUUGGCAAGAUAACGGCAAUCUGCAGCCAGCAGCCAACAACGCUACUAUCAGUAACAACAGCACCACCACCACCGUCUCUAGUACAGGGCCUUCUGAACACCUUGCAGGGAAAAUGAUUGUGGUGUCUUCAGUCCAAUUAAUGUUUUUGACAGCUAAUUCUUUAGCCUUUUUUAAGUCUAUGUACUUAAUUCACACUCUCGUAGCUGGGUUCCCAUUUAGCUGUGUCAUUAUGGUUAUGAUGGCUUACAUGGCAUUGUCGUAUUGUUGUUCUAUUGCUGAAAUUGUAAGUCCUAAAGGUAUCGUUUGGACUCCGUUUUCCAUUUUUCUGAGUGUAGGUUAUGCAGUAGUUGUUUUUCCGGGAAUCUUCAAGAGAGGCCUUAAAAUGCUUACCGCCACGUACAGUAGGAACCUAGGAAGAAAAGUGAAUUUAUUUUUAGCUCCCGCUUGAUUAUAUUUUGUUGUUAGAGUCGACAAUAUUGUUUGUAAUGUUAUUGUUGCACAUGCUUUUAAUAUAUUUAAUGAAGUUGUUUCUUUCACCGU
Molecule: messenger RNA, 1575 nt
Organism: Mangifera indica (mango)
Lineage: Eukaryota; Viridiplantae; Streptophyta; Magnoliopsida; Sapindales; Anacardiaceae
Product: ankyrin repeat-containing protein BDA1-like
Exons: 2
Coding region: 23-1483 (486 amino acids)
Molecular function (GO): protein binding
Source: RefSeq, a predicted model, not a curated record